Molecule: messenger RNA, 5227 nt
Organism: Photinus pyralis (common eastern firefly)
Lineage: Eukaryota; Metazoa; Arthropoda; Insecta; Coleoptera; Lampyridae
Product: protein furry-like
Exons: 22
Coding region: 145-5082 (1645 amino acids)
Biological process (GO): neuron projection development; cell morphogenesis
Cellular component (GO): cell cortex; site of polarized growth
Source: RefSeq, a predicted model, not a curated record
GCGGCCUUUAAACAAAAAUUAACCGAUAACCAUCCUGAAGGUGAUAAAGGCAGGAGCACUCUGGAUACACUUCUGGCCACCACGUAUUGUCGAUCGCAGAUACAUCUUUCGGAGCAACUAGCUCACCUCCAUCCUGAGCUUACAAUGCCAAUGUUUUCAGAAAUCACUCAUCGUUUUCAAACUGCAAGGCCCGAACUCCGUCAGCUACUGUUGCAGUACUUGCUGCCGUGGUUGCACAACAUGGAGUUAGUUGACCCUAACGUUCCACCGGCUAAUCCCCUUUUUUAUUACCAGUAUCACGCCAACGAUAUGGGUCGGGCUGGAGGUCGAAGAGAAGGUUGGGGUUCUGCAGAAGCAACCGAAAUGGUACUGAAUAACAUUUUUUACAUUACUGCGAAGUUCGGCGACAACCAUCCGAAAGAAAUGGAAGCAGUUUGGGCGACUUUGUGUACCUCGUGGCCGAACAACAUGAAGGUUAUAAUUCGGUAUUUAAUUAUCGUUUCUGGCAUGGCGCCUUGCGAACUCCUUCCAUAUGCAAAACGCGUCAUCCUAUACCUGGCUAGAGUACAACCCGGUCGUUUGCUGGACGAGAUGAUGAUCGAGUUGCAAACAGUCGAAACCCUCAACUGUUUAAUCGAGCGAACGGAAACGCCCCCAUUUUAUCGCCUGACCGUUAUGAGAAAAGCGUCCAGCCAUUCCGAUGGUACCGGAGGCGUAGGCACCUCUGAUUACAAUAACCGAAAUGAUAUCGGCGUGGAGAAGGGCACGAUUCACACCAAACGUCACAGCGGCGAAGACCCGAUGAAAUCUUCGUCCCCCAAAACUGACUCGACAAUCAAGGGCAUGCCCGAAUUCUCCUCCCCUAGGCUAGACAAAGUGCGCGUUAUCGGGGGAGCGAAUCUAUCGGAAGAUGUAUCGACGCCAACGACAGAAACCGAUUUGUUUCAGUUGCAAGGGUGCGAGGAUCUCUUCUCGCUUUCUCGCUCACUCAAUGCCGGUGAUAAAUUUGACAUUCCAGUACCCCAACCCCAUCCGCUACCUAUGCCGGAAUAUGGUGGAUAUUUUGCACCUUUGACUGAAUAUUUACCGGAUAGUUCGCAACCAAUAUCUGGUUUCCAUAGAUGCAACGUGGCUGUGAUGUUACUUUGUGAUGUAGUUGUCGAUGGUCUCGAACUAGACUGGACUAUACACGUUCCUUUAAUGUUACAUAUAUUAUUUUUGGGUCUGGAUAACACCAGGCCGUUAGUGUACCAACACUGUAAACAACUUCUCUUAAACUUACUCAUUGUUUUGGCACAACAUAACGACCAUUUAAUAGUGGCGCAUAUUAUUCUAAACAGCAAAACGAGUUUACUAGGGCUAGGUCUGCCGACCCCCGCAUUGCCAGUUCCGCAAAAUAUUUUUACAGAAACGAAUCCUGCGUUCGAUGUUUAUCUUCAAGGGCCGGCUCCUAAUACGUCUUCCUCAGAGUCAAUUGCUACCAAUAAAGAUACAAGCAACAUCGAUAAAAAAGAACCAAGUGCGCCCCCUGUAAUAGUAACUUCAGAAGAAUCGCCAGCGUGGAACGCCUCAGAAACUUGCCCAAAUAUCACCAUAGCGGACGUGAUAAAAUCGCUCAUCGACUUUUUGGCUACGCGCCAAAAUCAACCGCUGUGGAACUACGAGGAUAUCACAGCGAAGGUGUGGUUGGUAAGGAGUGCCGAUCAAAUGGACAUCUUCCUUCAGCACAUCCUGCGUGUAUUUCGAGAGUCGUUACCCAACGCCCACAUAAACGAAAGGUGGGCACAAACUGCGCUGCAACUAGGACUCAGUUGUUCAUCCAGGCACUACGCCGGCCGUUCGUUGCAAAUCUAUCGCUCGCUCCGAGUCCCAAUAUCAUCCCGAAUGCUCUCCGACAUUCUCAGCCGGCUAGUCGAGACCGUCGCCGAACAAGGCGAAGAUAUGCAAGGCUACGUCACCGAGCUCCUUCUCACGCUCGAAUCAGCAGUCGACUCCCUAGAAUCCGAUUUCCGCCCGUUCGACUUGAAGAAGGACAUUUUUAAAUCGACGCCCAAUUUGAACAACAAGGAACCGUUGGGUAAACGCUACCCAUACGGCAACAUGAUGGGAGCCGACGCAAUUCCGCCGUUUUCGUACCUCAACCAGGUGGGACACAUUCGCAGCACCAGCUACUCCGUAUCGUACGUGCUGCGGAAAAAUUCCGGGUCCCCCGCGACGGACAGCAAAGAUUUGCGCAAUCGCGGAAAUUGCGAGAUUGAUAAAAAUAAGUUCGGAUCGAAUUUGUCCCGGUCAAGAUCGGCGCAGAGCUUGAAAAUGCUGAGCGAUUCGGCGACUCAAGAUGACAAGCUCACGAUUCUUGCGCAACUGUUCUGGCUGUCAGUCUCGCUGCUGGAGUCUGACUAUGAGCACGAGUUUCUGUUGGCCUUAAGACUUUUGGCGCGCAUUUUGCACCGGUUGCCCUUAGAUCGACCGGAUGCUAGGGAUAAGGUGGAGAAAUUGCAAACGCAACUGAGGUGGAGUUCUUUUCCGGGCGUGCACGCCUUGUUGCUAAAGGGGUGUACACAUCCGAACAUUUACGAACCUGUGGUCGCGUUACUGUCGCAAUUUACCCCGCUACUUGACCUGGUCGUGGUGGAUCCUUCGCAGAGUAUCGCAUUUCCGAUGAACGUCAUCGCCUUGCUUCCGUAUAUGUUGCUCAACUACGAAGACGCUAACGAGCUCUGCAUUCGCAGCGCGGACAACAUUGCUCAAGUUAGCGUGGAAAAGAGCAAAAAGUUGGAAAAUUUGAGUACGGUGAUGAAUUUGUACAGUCGAAGAACUUUCAGCAAGGAGAGUUUCCAGUGGACCAAAUGCGUCGUGAAGUACCUCUACGAUACUUACUCACACCUUAGUUUGAACAUGUUGGCGUUUUUGAUUGAGGUAUUAGAAAAAGGCCCUUCAACGCUGCAGCUGCCAAUUCUGAAUAUUGUGCACUGUAUUUUGCACUACGUGGAUCUUGCGUCUGCCGCCGCACAACCGAUGAAUGCAGAUUUACUGCGAGUCAUUGGGAAGUACAUCGAAGGACCGAAUUGGAAGGAAGCUCUGAAGAUACUUAAGCUGGUGGUCACCAGAUCGAGCACAUUAGUUGCACCGCCCGCAUCCGUUCAACACAGCUACUGGGAGGGCUCAAUGACGUCAGUCCCUCAUCCUUCUUUUACUGACACUGAAGUCUUUACGAAGAAGGAGCUGCCAGGACGGACAAUGGAAUUUACAUUCGAUCUCUCGCAAACGCCCGUGAUUGGCCGUCGGCUGCUAGUUAAAAAUGAGGACAGUGGAGUUGUCACUAAACCGGUCGCAUCUCCUAGACGGUCCUGUUCAUUAAGUCCUGCCGAUACAGCCCCUCUAUCUGGAUGGAAGCGUCCGUGGAUGUCACAGGGACGUGUCCGGGAAUGCCUAGUUAAUCUUCUUACAGCAUGUGGCCAACGCGUUGGUUUACCAAAGAGUCCAUCAGUUAUAUUCAGUCAAAGCUCCGACUUAAUGGAAAGACAAUCGAGCAUGGCGUCAAGCACGGAAGAGGUAUCUGUCGCCAACAACGACUUCAGCGGUGGUUCGCGCAGAGACGACACGACGACCGAUUUCGGCGUAUUUAAGGACUUCGACUUCUUAGAGUACGAAAGCGAAAGCAUUGAGGGCGAGAGCACGGAUAAUUUCAAUUGGGGUGUACGUCGACGGCCGCUAAGCGAAGGCGAGGAGGAACUGCCAAGUAUCAAGCAGCACGAUGAGAGUGUUAGUGAAAAAACGCCCAUAUUAACUGUUCGAAAGAGAGUGGCGGCGGAGGAGUCAUCAGAUGACGAAGUCGGUUCGGAAUCGCCACUGGACGAAAUAGCUGUCGCGCCCGAAUUUGAAACAAGCUCGGUAGGUAUAAGCGCCGUUUUCCCGCCAUCGUCGUUAAGUCUCAGCGAACAUCGACCCAGGCGCGAUUCGAGCACUAGAUCGGAUACGAGUGGAUCAAGUGCGGGCGAUCUAGGUGACGUUACGCCAUGCAACGCAUCGCCGAACUUAUCGAGCCUGGUCAACAUUAGGCCAAACGCUCGAAAUGACACAGUCGAAUUGUGGACGGCUUACGUUCAGAACACAAUUACGCAGUCACCUGCUAACACAGUUCAGCUAUUUCAUCAGUUGCAAAAGCUGAUUAAGAACAUCAGCAAUUCGACAAUUAUUGUAACCCGUGAGGCAUGCUCUUACCUAACGCAAUCUGCAACAACCGGCCUUCCGACAAUAAAACUAAUUAGUUCAAGACUGAGUUCCCUGAUCGACAUAAUUUCUCAUCGCAUCCUCCAACCUCAUCUGAUCUGGUUUAAUUCUUCUUCAGUCCACUGUACCAGACUGACUGAAACGCUUCGUUUUGGAAUGCUCGAGGUUCAAGAGCAUUUAGAAACAUUCUGUGAUAAGAGGGAUCAGGCUACUAUGUAUUCUGAUGCCAUUAAGACCUCACUCAAAUUGGAAAUGCUAAGCGGUCAGCAGAGUGAUGCACGCAAUGAUGAAUAUCUGCUAGAUCUCGGUCGCGCCCUCUACAAGCUCCACUUCCAAUUACUUCUUCUUAUCGAAGCCACUAACAAAAUGUUAACUACACUAGUGGCCACGUUAAAAAACAUGCAGUUUCGUGACAUAACAUCGGAUGUACUCUCAGUACGAAACGCUCUCACCAGGGCGAUUGAGGAUCGGGAGGCGGAUGGAGGCACGCCAACCCCCGCCCCAUCUCCAGCCCCCGCUAAUAGCGAAGAAUUAGAAUCUCUUUUGCAAGAACUUGUCGUGAACGAAAAAUGGUCGGCGCUAAUUUUAUUUGCGAAACACCAUCGGGGUCACCUGUCUCUAGACGUCGAUUCCGAAAACGAUGACGAAAUCAGCCUUAUACUAAGCAUCUACUGCAAGAGAUUGAUUCAAGAACGACCAGAUUGUUUCAUUAUAACGAACCAAGAAACUGACUUGGCGGACAUAUUCGGCAGACUUUUCCAGGUUUCCGCCGCGGUGUCGGAUCUGGAAGGCGUGAUAAAAGAUCGCGAUCAAGUAGAGUGCGCGGUUACGUCUCAAGCGAAGGAUUAGUAUAAUUUUAACGUCUGUACCGCUGUUCUCCAUGUAUUUCUUAGUGUGUGUGUAACUUUUUAGCUCAUGUUUCAGAUCACUACAUAAGGCGCUAGGUUAAAUGUGUGUCAAUUUAAUAAAGUAAUCGAAUCUAGGUAAAACACAA